Messenger RNA from Pseudoliparis swirei, 7863 nucleotides. RefSeq names its product zinc finger protein 292b (gene znf292b). NCBI's taxonomy places the organism in Eukaryota, Metazoa, Chordata, Actinopteri, Perciformes, Liparidae. The transcript has 8 exons. Gene Ontology annotation, biological process: regulation of transcription by RNA polymerase II. Gene Ontology annotation, cellular component: nucleus. The record is from RefSeq and is a predicted model, not a curated record. Gene Ontology annotation, molecular function: DNA binding; DNA-binding transcription factor activity, RNA polymerase II-specific. Bases 1 to 7401 code for a protein of 2466 amino acids.
AUGGCGGACGAGGAGGCCGAGCAGGACCGAUGUCCUGAGAACGGCGUCAGAGAAACGAUCGGGGAGCUCAGACAACGACUGCAAGAGCUCCAAGAAGCCGUGGUUCGGGAGGCCGGAGACCCCGAAUCCUCCUCCCGGUACUGCCAGGAGUUCUGCGGGACCCUGCUGGAGUAUGCGGGCCGCUGGCGGAUAGAGGCGGAGCCUCUGGCGCUGGUGGAGGUGUACAUCGUGGCGCUGCUGAGCUACGCCCAGGCGUCUCCGUCCCUCUCGCUGCAGUGUGAGAACGUUCCUCUGGUGGUGGAGAGGCUCUCGCUGAGUUUCGUGGAGCUUUUGCUCUCGCUGAACACCGACGUUCCAGACGACAUGUGGAAAGAAUUCAAGUCGUGCGUGCAGUUUGCUCACCGGACGCUGCAGGAGACCCGGGUCACCCAGCUGUCCCAGCUCUCGGCUCUGGGCCAGUAUGACGGCGUGUGGACCAACCGGGUCCUGCAGGGCCUCCUGGCUGACGAGGACCUGCAGAGCCAACAAGUGGAGGAGUUCCUGGUGCAGGAGGGUCUGGGGCUGCUGGAAAUGCGAGUGAGCCAGAUGAUGAAGGGCGACCAGCUGGGGAAGGCCGCCCUGCUGGCCAAGGUGUGCUCCGAGUGCCACGCCUUCCAAGGGAAGGGGUCGUUCAGGCAGAUGUACCUGGUGUGUCUCUGCGCGACCUCGGAACAGGACCAGCUCAUGGACGAGCUUUCGAAGGAGGAUUGCCGCGACGUGUUGGAGAUGAUCUGCAACCUCGAGUCGGACGGAGAUGAGAGGGCGGCGUUCAGCUUGUGCUCCGCCUUCCUGACCCGGCAGCUUCUCCUAGGGGACACAUACUGCGCUUGGGAGCUCACUUUAUUUUGGAGCAAGCUGUUGAAGAGAUUGGAGCCGUCGGAGCAGGCCUUCCUCGACAGAUGUCGCCGGAUGUCUUUGCUUUCUAAAACCGUGUACCACAUCGUGUUCCUCAUCAAGGUCAUCCAAUCAGAGAUCGACAGCGUCGGACUGCCGGCGUGCAUCGAGAUGUGCAUCAGGGCUCUGCGGAUGGACUCGAACGACGGCACCACCAAGGCCACCGUGUGUAAAACCAUCUCCUGCUUGCUGCCCGCCGACCUGGAGGUCAAGCGAGCCUGCCAGCUGACGGAGUUCCUGCUGGAGCCCACGGUGGACUCGUACUACGCCGUGGAGACUCUCUACAACCAGCCGGAUCAGAAGCUAGAGGAGGAGAACAUGCCCGUCCCCAACUCUCUGCGCUGCGAGCUCCUGCUGGUUUUUAAAACCCAGUGGCCUUUCGACCCGGAGUUCUGGGACUGGAAAACACUGAAGCGCCAGUGUCUCACGCUGAUGGGCGAGGAAGCGUCGAUAGUGUCGUCCAUCGACUUGCUGAACUACACCGAGGACCCCGAGGAGGAGGACGACUUCCUCGGUCCGGAGGGGUCGACGAACGCCUCGUACUUCGGCGGCACCUACGAACUGAACGACAUCGCCGACAGGAGACGGAAGAACAGAGAGAUGAAGAAGCUGAGGGAGAAAGGUUUCAUAUCUUCGCGGUUCACAAACUGGCAGGCGUACAUGCAGUACUGCGUGCUGUGCGACAAAGAGUUCCUCGGCCACCGGAUCGUACGCCACGCGCAGACGCAUCUGAGCGACGGCGUGUACAGCUGCCCCAUAUGCGCCCAACCCUUCCCCUCGAAGGACACGCUGGUCCCCCACGUGACGUCGCACGUCAAACAGUCGUGCAAGGAGCGGCUGACCGCCAUGAAAUCGAACAAGAAGUUGGCCAACCGCAAAACGGCCGGCCCCGUCGUCGCGGCGUUGAAGUCCAAGACGGAAAACGGCGGCACCUUCGGUCGAACCGGCGGGAUGAGUCGGAGCGCUCCGGCCAAAGUGUCCCGGUUCAACACGGACAACGGGGAGGACAACGUGUGCCCGGUUGGAAAAUGCAGACGGCGCUUCAAGUUCUUCCGAAAUCUCGUCGCCCACGUCAAAGCCCACGGGGACAACGAGGAGGGCAAGACGUUCCUCGAAAUGCAGAGCAAAAAGGUCGUCUGCCAGUACUGCCGCCGCCACUUUGUCAACGUCACCCACCUGAACGACCAUCUGCAGGUGCACUGCGGCGCCAGGCCGUACAUAUGCAUCCAGUUGAACUGCCGCGCGAGUUUCCUGUCCAACACGGAACUCUUGGUACACCGGCGGACGCACUCCGUCUUCAAGGCCAGGUGCAUGUUUCCGAACUGCGGCGAGAUCUUCCACGAGGCCUUCAAGCUCUACGACCACGAGGCGCAGCAUUAUAAAACGUUCACCUGCAAAAUUGAGGACUGCGGGAAGGUUUUCCACUCGCUGCGCCAGUUGGAGUUGCACCAGGAAGGGCACGCCGAUCAGGGGCGGGAGGAAAGCCCGUCGUCGGAGCAGAGCUCUCAGAACACGCAGCCCGGCCCGUCACUCAUCGAACAAAUGCUUUCCAAUCGAACUCUGAUCAAACAAGAGGGUUCCCAAGAGGACUGGAGACCCGAGGCUGCUGGGAGUUCACGUACUGCGAGGCUGCCGGGGUCCGUCGAGAGCUUACUGCAGUCCUCGCAACCGCCCGCGGAACCCUUCGGACAAUACCGAGUCAAAGAGGAACCGCUGAACGAGCCUUGCACCGCCGCCGGGCCGACGCAGGAAUUCAAUUCUGGUAUUCGGCCUGCGACCUCCCACUUCCCCGAUCCGAGCGAUCCCAGACUCGGUUCAGGCGUUCACUGUUUUGGUAAUAUACGACAGCCCCAACAGAAUCAACCGGCGCCUCCGUUUGAAGCUAACGUAGGUAGUAACGUGUCACACGGCUGUAAUACCGGCGUCCCGCAUGGCCAGCUGCAAAUGUUCCCCCGUAGUUUAAAUACCGGAACGACGGGUUACAGCCUCCCGUUGCCACCAGGGCCGAUGUGCAACCUGUUGACGUCGCCGUCCCCACAGAACUCCCAUGGGCCGGCGAUGUCGCAACCGCUCCCCCCGACGGUAACCCCUCAGCCGCUCGCCGCCGGGAACCGAUCGGAGAACUCCGCGGCGAGCGCCGGUCCCCCGCCGGGUCACCGGGAGCGCUUUCACUGCCCGGUUGAAACGUGCGCGCGGCACUACAGCUCCAGCAGGAGCGUGUCCAAGCACAUGAAAACGUCUCACUGCGACUUCUUUGAACAGUGGAAAGUCGCCCGCACUAAAAUCAGGAUCACCUACGCGCCGGCGCCAAGCACCUCGUCCGUCGGGCAUCUCGGUUCGGCCGCGGCGGUUCAGAACCAGCCGGUCGGCAGGGUACCAGUUCACGGAAUUCAGAGGCAGAACGUCAUCCAAUCGCCCCCGUACAUCAACAUGGGCGUGCGGUUGAACUGUUCCGCUCUGCAUUCCCAUUCCUCGUGCGCCCGCAACAAGAACGCGUCGCUCCUGAUGGAGAAGGUCUUGAACCCCAUCGUCCUCUCUCAGCUGGGAAGCGAUACCCCUCCGAUAACGCCGCAGUGCCACGUUUCAGGUCGUCCAAUUUGGCACCCGGCCCCCAGAAUCGGACAUAAUCAAAACCGUGUCUCUCCCCGAGUUUAUGCGUCUAACAUGCAAGUUGAUCCCUUGCAGUCGCCACUCAUGGAAAACGGAUCCCAGCCAGUGAUGCCCUCGUACAUGGACGUCGCUAAGGCGUCUCAACAAGCAGAAGUCCACAUUCCCCCGUAUUCAUCGCGGAUGCAAAGCGGUUCAGUCUCCGGCUGCAGGUCACCAGAAAAAGCAAAAUCGAUGCAAAGUAACAUGCAGUCGACUUUCCCCCCUCCGGACGGUGCGAGCCAAAUCGUUAAGAACCAACCUCACAAUUGCCCCAUCCCCGAAAACGGCCCUGAAAAUCAAAAGCCGGCCAGAAAGAGCAGAAGGACCAAGUGGCCCGCUAUCCUCCGCGAUGGCAAAUUCGUCUGCUGCAGGUGUUAUCGCCAAUUUGACAGUCCCAAGUCCCUCGGCGGCCAUUUGUCGAAGGGCUUGAGCUGUAAACCGUACGACGAGUCGGAGCUCAACAUGGAUCUGCCGGCUUCCUUUCUGGACCUUCUCAAUUCGGAGCAGACGGUCAACACCGCUCAGCCGCAGUCGUCUUAUAACCCCGCGGCCGUUUAUCAGGAGAAGCCUCACCACUCGGUCACAAAUGGUUCGGCGGCUGUAAAAGAUUACCCCGUCCCCAAUUAUUCACAGGACAAUUUGUCUGAAUACGGCAAAGAGGAGUCGAACGACGACAUCCUCAAGCAGAUCAUGGCGGAGUCCAACCUGUCUGAACUUUUUGUAAACACACCUGCGCCCCAGCCCUUGUUCCCAACUCCCUGUGUUCCCUAUCUGGCCGGCGAGCGUCUGCCGGGGAGCUCCGUCAUACGGCACACGGAAAACGUCCAGGUGAAGCAAGAGGACGAUUCGUACGGCGCGGCCUGUUAUCCGCCGUCCGACGUCGACGCGUUUGCCGGAAGCGAGUAUUCCGACCCGCUCCUCUCUCGGAUGCUCAAAGAAAACCCUUUUACCGCGAGCCACGGGGAAUGGCAGCGUUCUACGGCGACCGCGCAGACGCCGGACUCGAACCCGGCGGCGCGGAAGCGGUUACCCGAGGGUCAGUUUAGCGCGGCGGCGUGCGCCGUGAAGGCCGAGACGCAGAGGACGCCGCCAGAGAACGACGUUAAAAGGCGACUGCGGGAGCAGAUUUUGGCCGGCGACUUCCAACAUGGAAGCGGCUCGUGCCGUUCGAGCAACGCCGACCCCAACGCCGACUCGCGCGCCGCGUCUUUCGGCCCAAUGUGCGGUCCCUCCAACAACUAUCGGCUUCAUCAAAUGUUCCGCGACUCGAACGCCGACUGGGCGAGUCGAGCCCUUCAAGUGAACUGUACGAUCAUGCCGGGAACCCCCAUGGAAAUUCAACGGCUUCUGAACACGCGGAGCUUCGCCGGUUUCCGAGAGACGACCGCCCCGUGGCAGGAGGUACCGAGCUCCACCGGCGUUCCGGCAGACCACGGCGAUCUCGAGCCCGGUCGGGUGUUUGCCGGCCAGCAACGAUGGAUGAAGGAGUUUCAAAGUUUGUUCGAAAGGCUCGACUUGGUCAGAGAGACGUCGGAGCGAACGGCCGCCGCGCCCGCGAAGCAAACCGUCGUCCCGCCGCCGAGCCCGAUCGCAUCCGCCAAGAACGCCGUCAAGCCGUUCGUUUGCGAGAACUGCAAAUUCUGCUCCGUCUCGAGCGAAGCGCUCUGGAGACACCUCUCCAAGUGUCACGGCUACACGCUGGAGAUGGUGAACGUGGUGAAGAGAAAGUACGGCCAAUACGCUCCCUUCAAGUGUGAGAAAUGUGGCAAGAGGUUCACCCGGAACUCGAACCUGCGCGCCCACUACAACUCCAUUCACAAACUACUGGCGGAAGAAAUCGCCGACCUGGAUCUGCAGCGCCGGGAGGCCAAAGCCGCGGCGACGGCCGCCCUGCAGCAAGCGACGCAGAGCCCGCCGUCCGCCGCGCUCCAAGUGAGCGUGAAACAGGAAUACGCGGCGCAGGCGUCCGAUCGCGCGUUCCCAGAUGACAGUCGCUUCUCCGUCAUUCAGCCCCUUCAAACCGCGCCCGCGCACAAUCGAGCCACGACGCCCCCGGCCCACGCCUCCACCUUUCAGUCGGCACAGCAGUGGUCUCAACGCGUCCAAACGCCCCAAGCGUCGGUUGGCCCCACCCAGGCGCCGUCCGCCAACGGGCCGCAGUCUCUCGCCGUUAAGUCCGCCGUCAACGGGCAGGCGAGCGUCACGCCGGGCGCGGAGCACACCAGGAAGAGGAAGCCCCACUCGCGGGCCGGCACCAGUCCGUACAGACCCUACAGCUGCGUCCAUCAAGGUUGCGUGGCGGCCUUCACCAUCCAGCACAAUCUGAUCCUCCACUACCGGGCCGUCCACCAGUCGGCUCUGUCGGCGCUGGAGGUGAACAAGGAUCAGGACCAGAGCGACGCCACGGACGAAACGCUGAGCCACGACGAGGACGAGUCGGACGCCGACUUCCCCCAAGUUUACGAAUUCCGAUGCCAAGUCAAGGACUGCUCGCGGGUUUUCCAAGAAGUUCACAACCUCCUGCAGCACUACCUGCAGCUGCAUUGCUUCAGCCUCGACAAGAUCGGCGACCUCUUGUCCAGCAUCAAGCUCGGCAGGUUCGGGUGCAGCCAGCGGGACUGCACGGCCUCCUUCACCGCGUUCUGGAAGUACUUGGCGCAUGUCAAAGAGCAGCACAAAGACCUGAAGCUCUCCAAAAUGGAUCCGUUCAACGCCUCCUUCAAGUGCGAGAUCGAAGGCUGCGACCGCACGUACGCCACCAAGUCGAACAUGCUCCGGCAUCUCAUGAAGAAGCACGAGGAGUUCUACGAGGCCAAGAUGAAGAGCGAGCAGAGCGAAGAAGGGAUUAAGCAAGAGGCGAAGCCGUUGCUCUACCAGAUCACCAAGACGAGCAACGGGAAGGAGAACAUCGAGAGCAAUAAAAAGAUCCUCCAGAGGCCGAGCAACGCGAAGAAAGCGAGCAAGGUGAAGAGCAGCCACUGGACGAAGUACGGGAAACCCUCCUUGAAGUCCAAAGUGGAGGCGGCGUCCAUGUGCACCAAGAGGUUCCCCCUGCAGUACCCCUGCAUGAUCAAAGGCUGCGAUUCGGUCAUGAAGUCUGAGCGGAGCGCGUUGAAGCACUACAUGGGCCACGGGCUGUCGGCGAAGUACCUGGAGCAGCAGAGGAGUCACUUCAUCUUCUGCAAAAAGUUCCCCCGGCAGAAGUGCCGCUCCAUCCGGAGCGACGACUCCAAAUCGGAGAACACCUCGGACCUGUCGGACAACGACUUGCCGUCGGACGGCGGCCUGGAAGGAGGCGCCUACGGGCAUUCGAAGCCCGUCCUGCGCAAGCGGGCCUCGGCGAGGUCGCCCGCCACGGUGUUCGAGAGCAAACUGUCCACCGACGAGAACUCUGACGGCUCCGUGGUGAUCAAGCGCAAGCGGGGACGUCCGCGGAAGCUGGUCGGGAAGUCGCUGAAGCGCAAGAAAAUCCCGCGCACGACCAAAGUGGAGGUGGCGUACGGCCGGGACGACGACUCGGACUCCGACGCCAGAAACCGCGAAGACGACGCGCCGCUGGCCUCGUUCAAGCCGAUGGGCUUCGAGAUGUCCUUCCUGAAGUUCCUGGAGCAGUCGAAUAAGUGCGAACCCUUGACGGUGGAGGUCGGCGUCCCGGACGCGUGGAGCCUGAGCGCCAGAGACACGUGCGUGCGGUUCAGCAACCGGCAGAACCUGAAGUCGCUCGGCAAGGUCAGAAUAAUAAUAGACGGGGCCUUUUUGGGUGUCGCCGACCUUAUGUUGAAGCAGCUGCAGGACACGCGGCCCACCGUGGUAUUAUGAACACAAAAAGACUGUUUGUUUUUUUUGCUGCGAAGCAGAACCUCAGGACUAGAAUGAGUCCCGUCUGCUGCAGACUGUCCACCACACGGGGAAUAUUUUCUACACAUUCAGCUAUUUAAAAAAAAAAAUUUAAAAAUUGAAAAUUAUGAAAAAAGCAAAACAAGUUUUAAAUGAUCCUGAAUUAUGUGUACUUUUUUUUUUUUUUUUAUGCAAAAGUAUAUAGCAUGUUUUUAUUUAUGGGCGGAAAGGUUACCUGAACAUGUGUUGAUGUGAAAUCGACUUUUUGGCGUCUUAAUCAUCCCUGUGGGACGUAGAGGCUAAAAUGAGACUUUGAAAAAUGGGUUGUAAUGUGUGUGUGUGUGUGUAGCUUGUGAUUUUAAAGAUGUUGAUUAUUGUGCGUUGGUUAUUAGUCACGCGCUGCCGCCAGCAGGCUUAUUAAAUGAACAGUUUUUUUACAACCAG